UCUGAAUACACAUACACCGUCAAAAAUUCCCAAAUAUCAUAGAGCGGUAGUCGAACCGCCAAAGUUUCCCAAAUAGCGCGAAACCAUACCUUCACUUUCAUCUCCCGCUCGUUCACAGUUAUUAGGGUUGCGGUUUCUUCAUUGCUUUUGCUCUAAAUCUCAAUUAUUUAUUCCAAAUCGCAGUUAGGGUUUUUUGUUUUCAGUCGAAUUUUUAUCCAAGAACGAAGUUCACCCACAAAUCCACUUGAAAUUGAGAUAUGUCUAAAAGAGGUAGAGGUAAAAGAGGUGUUGCUUCUUGUUCAAAGAAAAUGAGAGAAGAUGAAUUGCACGUUGAUUUUGAUGACGAUAUGCUAGCGAUGGGUAAACAAAAAAGUAAAUUUGCUUCAUGGUUAGGAUUAACAUUGAGAGCAAGGUUUCCAUAUCAUAUUCCUACAAAUAAAUUUGACAAGCAAAGGUGGGAAAACCUUUGGCUGGAAGCUAAGGAUUAUUGGAAUAUUCUAGACGAUAAACCAAAGCACGUUUUCCUCAAAAAAGCCAAGAAAAAUUGUACUGAUUGGAGAAGUAAGUUGUAUAGAGAAUACGUAAAAAUAAAUGAAGAGCCUUUUGACAAGUAUAAGUAUCUCGAUCGAUCAAAGUGGCCCGUGUUCGUUGCGUCAAAGAAGGAAGAAAAAUUUUUGAAAAAAAGUGAAAAAGCAAGAGCAAGUGCACUAAAGAACGAAGACUUUCACCGUACAGGACGCACCGGAUAUAGGGGUUUAAAGGACAACUUUGAUGGUAGAUGGAAACAAGUUUCGGAAAGAAAUUCUUCUGUUAAAAAGUUACAACAUCAACGUUCUCAACUGUAUAUUGCGGGUCGAGCAAGUCGAAACAAACAAACUGGCUUCUACGAAGUCAAUCAUAUACAACCAAAAGUCAAUUCUUUGGGUGGUACUGAGAGUAAAAUGAAAGCUGAUGGUACGUAUUAUCAAGGGCGUGAAGAUCCAUUAACUAGAUGUUUUGGGCCUGAACGCGGGGGCCGAUCAAGGACAGUUUCAUAUGUCAUAGGUUCAACCAAAGUUCACGGAGGAUUGUAUAAAUGUGAUAGGCAACCAAAUCAGAAUGGUGUGCCUACCACUCAAACAAGAAGUGAUGAGAUGAAUGUGAACCAGGAUAGACAAAGGGUGGAUGGAAGCAUGGGUUUUCAUAGUUAUGCAUCGCGUGGAUCAUAUAUAGACCAUCCAGACAUUCAAGAUGUAUGUAAGUGUGAGCUGUUAUCGGUCGACGAUUUGCCGAGAGAAAUAACGAUAGCCAAGGGGCUGGCAUAUCCUACUAGAAUCAGGACAUUACAUACGAAACACAUGAAAGACAGUUGUGUGAAAGUACAAGUGGAUACCGUCAUACCUGGAUAUGAGGACAAGGAUGUCCCUUCAGAGACUUUGGACGAUGAAGUUAAAUAUAUGGAUGAUACACUUGCUGGUUUUAUCCAAUGGCCAAGAAACGCGCUAAAUAUUGUGAACAUCGAGGCACCCCACAAAUCAAAUAGUGCCUCGAGAAAGGCCUCAACUUAUUAAAUUGAAACGAGCACUUCGGUCUAUAUACCUAAGUUUGUGUCGCCUGAAGCCAAUGAAGAUCAACAACAAAUGCCGAUAGAUACUAUUAAUUUGGAUGAUUCGGAUGAUUUUGUCGAGUCUCUGUGGGCGAUACCCAUAGUCAAUCAAAUUCUACGACCACAAAAUGAAGAAUCUGAUCAAGAAAAACAAGCCCGAAAAAUAAAGAGUGCUUUGAAUGCAAUAAAAGAAAGACCUGCAUGGGUUUAAGACAUUGUUAGUGAAUUAGAAAAGCAUGUUGGUAAUUAUCAUUUGAAUCCUGUUCCAAUCGAGUUUUCUAUCCCUGAUGGGAUGUAUCCCUACAUCUUAAAAGACUUCAUUGAAAUUGAGGCGUUGUUACAAGUAUUCGCUAACGGCUGGGUUGAUAUCACGAUCAUACAUUGGUUUGCGGCGCUCUUUUAUACGGUGUCAAAUGAUGGUGAAAGAUACAACCCAUGCGCUUUCUUUGGUCCAAACUCGAUCAACGGUGAGAUGUGCCAACGUAAUCCCGAAGAAGUUAAAGGUCACAUUCUUGGUGUAUAUGAGCUUCACAUGGACAAACGAUACUUUCUUGCACCGUAUUUAGCCAAUGAUCACUGGUCCUUGUUUAUCAUUUCCCCUGCAAAGAAAGAAGUAUUCAUCUUGGAUUCGUUAAAGGGCAACAAGGAUAAAAACAAUUAUCUUCUUUCAAAUGUAAUUGAAGAUGUUUUUAAGGGAACAAAGUUCACAUGGAGUAUGGUCGAGUGUAAACAACAAAAAGGCGGAUGGGAGUGCGGAUUCAUGGUGUUGGGAUAUAUGAUGGAGUUUGUCUAUACUUACCAAGAAAAUUUUCCCACGAACAUUUGGCGAACAACAAGAAUUGCUACACAAAAGGAUAUCGACCAGUUACUAAGGAUCAUAAUGCCUUGGUUUUUAGUGAGAAUGUUUCCAAAUUGGAGCCAUGCAAUUAAAUAGAUUUGUCGUUGGUACUCUUUAUUUUCUUAUGGUUUUAUAUCUUGCUAGAAACUUUUGUUUUGUCAGGUUUUGUUUAAUUAGUGUUAGUACUCUUUAUUGUCUAAGAGAUCUAUAUCCUGUAUAACUUUAUCUUUUGUUGGAUUUGUUAAAUCAGUGUUAUCAAAUUUGAAGUUUUCUUUGAA
Molecule: messenger RNA, 2701 nt
Organism: Helianthus annuus (common sunflower)
Lineage: Eukaryota; Viridiplantae; Streptophyta; Magnoliopsida; Asterales; Asteraceae
Exons: 14
Coding region: 258-1550 (430 amino acids)
Source: RefSeq, a predicted model, not a curated record